Messenger RNA from Fusarium verticillioides 7600, 1467 nucleotides. RefSeq lists its product as hypothetical. The coding region runs from base 1 to 1467 and encodes 488 amino acids. The transcript is spliced from 2 exons. The record is from RefSeq and is a predicted model, not a curated record. NCBI's taxonomy places the organism in Eukaryota, Fungi, Ascomycota, Sordariomycetes, Hypocreales, Nectriaceae.
AUGGCUUCUCCUCGCGGAAACUCGGGCCAGUCCGCCCCCCUCAUGUCUCAAGACCUACAGCCUAGCACUGCCGUCGGGUUCCAACAGCAAGGCACAGUGGACUGGACCAGAAUAUUGAGUGGGAGCGUCACAUUCUCUGUCGAUGUUUUGUCACGAUUAUCGAAAGCAGGUAUCGAAGCUUUCACCGUCUAUGCCGCCAGGGCAAUCUUUUCUAACGCCAAGCUCGGACCUAAUGGCGAAUUACGUCUCCAUCGAGCCCUCGAUAAGAUCAGUGCUUUCCCUUCAUUUGGAAAGGUCCUCUGGUUUGGGUUCGGGCUCAAGCACAUCAUAUGGAGCAUGCAAGAAUCUACAGAGGAUCUUAAUUGCCUUGGUAUUUGUGCCUGUCUGACAGAAGGAUUCUCUACAAUUGUGGCUGCAAAGAUUGUACGAGAGCUCUUCCUCCUAUACGAUCCACCAGCAGAGCUUACCCCAGCGUUGAGGCAAUGGAUUUCGCUAGUUGAGUGCUCUGGGGGACUGCUGGCAUCAUCGGAGUUCUGGGUCGCCAAGGGACAUCGCGCUCGUCUUAAAGAAGUCUUUGAAGUCUCAGCGGGACGCCUUGAUCGCCUUUUCUUGUCAGGCGGUACAGAUUGCGCUUGGAUCGCCGCAGUAGCUCAUUGGCUUCUGGAUCUCAGAGUCGAUGUCCAGGAUGAGGAUGGCACGAUUAUCUAUCGGCCUGAUGGCACCCGAAGUAAAUCAUCUCCAGGUGCUCAAGUUAUCAUAACUUACCAUCAAGGGCGUUCGAGUGACUUAAUUCAAGUUGACAGCAGACACUAUAUCAUUCGCAGCGGCGAAAUGCUAUUUAAACAUGCAGAAUAUCAGGAUAUCAUGUCAUACGGCAGGGUCUCAUGGGAAAGCUGCUUGGUUGAUACCUUUGGCGGCCCUAUGAGACUUCUGUUGGGAGCUCAAGCCCGGAUUACAGGAGCCUGUCUUGGCUCUGCCGCACGCAUCUUCCUGGCCAUCAUGAGAGAUGGUGAGGGCCAUGAGGAAUAUCCUCUAAUAGAUAAUCCACGAGACACCCAUCCACCAGUAGCCGAAUCUAGUUAUGGGAGAGGAUUUUAUCUGUCGGCUCGGCACUUGCUUCCGGAACUCGGCCAAAACUCAGUCCUGGACCGAUCAAUGGAGGCGGCUAUGAGCAAAGGAUACGUCGAGGCCACACAACAGUUUUCUCAAGCUUUCACCUCAUUGCGUCAACUAUGUUCAUGCACCAACUGCCGCCCAAAUGGAGACGAAAUGGGAGAGGAGACCACCUUCUGCCUGCUGACACUGAUACGAACCAUUUGUACGCUUAUCAGAGCUAUACCGACUAUUUGUAUGCAGAAGGGUCUCGAAGUGCGGCCUACGCGCUCGGGCUUAGAGAGCUUGUAUAGGGCCCACGACAAAAAAUUGUCAGAUUCUGACCCGGUCGGCCAGGGCCUAAUGAACUCAUGA